AUGGCCGAGAAAAACCAUGACGCCGGAGAGAAAGGAGACAACCAGCUUCUGUCCACGCUCCCGACGAGGCAAGGAAUGUGGAAGCCAUUCUACCUCUACCGCGGCUGCUGGCUCACGCCCCGCUCCGUGACUAGCGUUGCGCUCGUGCAGUCCCAGUUCACGCCGCGCCCCGACGACGUCUUCCUCGCCACGUACCCCAAGUGCGGCACCACCUGGCUCAAGGCGCUCGCCUUCGCCGUCGCCAACCGCUCCCGCCACCCCGUCGUCUCCGGCUCCGGCGCCCACCCGCUGCUCACCACGCACCCGCAGGACCUCGUGCCGUUCCUCGAGCUACCCCACCGCGACGUCCACCCGGUCACCGACCUCGACACGCUCCCUUCCCCGAGGCUACUCUCCACCCACAUGCCGCCGUCGCUGCUGCCACCGGGCGUGUCCGCCCUCGGCUGCCGUGUCGUGUACCUGUGCCGGGAACCUAAGGACGUGUUCGUGUCCACUUGGCACUACAUGAACAAGGUAGGCGAGGGCUUCCACAUCGACAUGGACGCCUCCUUCCAGCUCUUCUGCGAGGGGAUGUCCCUGUACGGCCCUCUCUGGGAGCACUACCUCGGGUACUGGAACCAGAGCGUGGCGGAGCCCGACAGGGUCCUCUUCCUCAAGUACGACGAGAUGAUGGCCGACGCCGGCAAGCACGUCAAGAUGCUCGCCGAGUUCCUCCGCGUGCCGUUCACCGACGAGGAGGUUAGCGACGGUGCCGUGGAGGAAAUCGUGAGCCUGUGUAGCUUCAAGACGCUGAAGAGCCUGCCGGUGAACUCGUCCGGCGUGUCUGAUCGGAUCGGCGGGAUGCCGAUGGAGAACUCUGCCUACUUCAGGACAGGGAAGGUGGGAGACUGGAAGACACACUUGACUGAGGAGAUGGCGAAGAAGGUGGACUGCAUCGUUGAGGAGAAGCUGAGAGGUUCUGGUCUCACCUUCUAA
Molecule: messenger RNA, 975 nt
Organism: Lolium rigidum
Lineage: Eukaryota; Viridiplantae; Streptophyta; Magnoliopsida; Poales; Poaceae
Product: cytosolic sulfotransferase 5-like
Exons: 1
Coding region: 1-975 (324 amino acids)
Biological process (GO): sulfation
Cellular component (GO): cytoplasm
Molecular function (GO): sulfotransferase activity
Source: RefSeq, a predicted model, not a curated record